Messenger RNA from Suillus clintonianus, 2574 nucleotides. Its product is annotated as transcription factor IIIC subunit delta N-term-domain-containing protein. Bases 149 to 2458 code for a protein of 769 amino acids. The transcript is spliced from 15 exons. Gene Ontology annotation, biological process: transcription initiation at RNA polymerase III promoter. Gene Ontology annotation, cellular component: transcription factor TFIIIC complex. Lineage: Eukaryota; Fungi; Basidiomycota; Agaricomycetes; Boletales; Suillaceae. The record is from RefSeq and is a predicted model, not a curated record. Gene Ontology annotation, molecular function: histone acetyltransferase activity; protein binding.
CAUUUAACAUAAGUUUGCGUUAAGUUCGUAGUCUCCCCAGCCAGACCAAUCCAAGGAAGAUUUAAAGUUCGCGAGUUUUGAUCACGCCGUUCGACGUCGACGGGCCUGAACAACAUCCAACACGUCUCUGGCUUAUCCUGUGUUGAAGAUGGCAAUUUACACGUCCCUGGCAGUGCCCGCUGUCAUCCUAAAUCCUUCUGAGAGGUGUCUGCAAUGGUCGGAUGACGGUCAGGCCUGCAUUACCACCAAGGCAGCCGUGCAUAUGAUGACACCAGACCCAGGAAUCAACUUCAGCACACCACCCGAUGUCAAGGCACCUCGAGGAGAUGAGCAAGGGGAGCAGCCGCUUGGAUGGUACAGGACUAUCAUCGAGCCGGCUCGUGGACAGACGCAUACGUGGCCAAGCAUGUGUCAAGAUUGGGGCGCCAUUACUCUCGGAUCCCUCGAUGUUUCCAUUCGCGAGGUUGUAUGCUCUCCUAGUAAUCUCACAUCGCGGGGCAGAUGCGUGAUAGCGAUUCUUAACUCGAACGCAGAAGUAUCACUUUGGGUGGCUGUUAAAAAUCACUUGAAGGGAGAAUGGACCAAUAUUCAAGACGUUACAGGUCUGCUACUCAACACAGCCCCAUCUGAGGAUAUCAUUCACAACACCCUUCGAGCGCAAGUGACUAGUCUUGCGUGGUCAAAACAGCCGGACUAUGGGAUCACACCCACCCCAAUCCUCGAUUCGUCGAUGCUUGCCCUAGGAAACAGGGCAGGUUCCAUCAUGUUGUUUAGGUUUAACAAAAACAGCGACUCAGGAGGUUCCCUCUCGUGUAUCCAUACAGAACCGUUAAGCGACCACUGGAUCACGCAUUUGAGCUGGUCACCUUGGGUUACUCGCGCCGUCGGACACUGCGAAUCCAUACUUGCCUUCUCCACUGACAACGGCAACGUCGGACUGGUCAAAGUCACCCAAAAUUUGCAGUCUGAUUCGAACGCUGGUUUUGUGUCUGAGUACACGACCUGUGUUGUAUUCGACGUUCAGGGUCCAAUAUGUGAGGCUGAUAAACGAGGCGUGACAGCAUUAACGUGGGUUCAACCACCAAGAAGAAACCCUAUCCUCGUUUACACAAAACCUGGUCUUGUGAUCCUGUGGUCAUUGCCUGGUUCCGAACCAACAUGGUACGGCACCCGUAUACUCCCAUUCCAAACCCAAAAGGUGUCCGUCGGGUCCUCUGCCAUUAGCCCUGUCUCUGGAGUAUCCUACGCGCUUCACCGUGACGCACUCAUCAUCUCGCUCUUCGAUGGUUCGCUGCAUGCCAUCCAUAACAUGACCGUGGAACCCACCUGGACUCCUCCGCUCGCAGGCGACAUCCUCACCUCUGCAGAACUAUCUCGGGCGUCACGAGCGUUAUUUUCCAAGGUUACCCCUGCAGGAAUAUCAUACCUGGAUGUCAACAGGAUUGGUGGGAUGGCGUCGUACGACUCGCAGUCGACCCUCAUUUGGAUAUACGAAGCACUUCGACCUGCAGAUUUCAGCUACAAGCAUGAAGCUCAGCAUGAAUGUAUGCUGCUCACUGCACCAUUUUGGCAGCUCGAUGAUGAGACUGUCUUGUAUACUGCUUCAGAGGUGUUUACUAAUAUUUCUUGUGCCUCGGGAAAUGCCCCCAUUCACCAUUUGCGUGCGUUGAUGCUUCAUCUACGCAGUAAUACGCGAUUCGCGGCGCUAUGCCCUCAGGUGCUGGCGAUUUUAUCGCAAGUACCGUCAGACCAAACAACGACCAUGGUCUUGCCAUCAUGGACGCAAGGACUGAACGACGACUUGCGGCUCCAGCUUCGGAAAAGUCUGUCAACCCAUUUGUUCGGCUGGCCCAAUCUUCUAUCGCUUCGAAUGAGGCUCUCCAUAGCCGAUCUGUGUUGGAAACUAUGCAAGGACCCGGAAAUGCAGGCACAGUGCGGCCAAGUCGCACAGGGCCUCCUAGCCACCAUCUCACACUGCGUGCUGCGUAUCCUGGUUCGCCACUUGAGAGCCAUCAUCCCUGUCGUCACUGCGCCUGAUAUCCCAUUCGUCCUCCGCGAGGUGGUGCAGUCAUUACUGCCUGGCUCGCCGCAAGAUCUAGCGGACGAAGCUCAAGCCCUAUCAGACACUCUCACUGCAUCAUCUUUCGCCAUCGAUCCUACAGUUGCCGCGCUGCACGAACACUGUCCCGCUUGCCAUGCCGAAGUACCACUCCAUGACAUUACCCGUGCCACUUGUCCAAAUGGCCAUGCCUGGGCUCGCUGUACGAUCACAUCGUUCAUACUCUCGACGUCCAAUGUGCGCACAUGCAUCGGAUGCAGUCGGAAGGCCUUGCUUCCGUUUGCAACAUCGGACGAGAGCCAGUUGCCUGUCGCUGCACAGAGUUGGAUCGUGAGGGAUUUGCUCGAGGCUGUACAGCGGUGUUUGUUUUGCGGGAAUAGCUUUGUGGAGAUUGUAUAGGAAAUGAAGUGAAUAUCACGACAGAUAUGACCCCGCUCGGAAAUUGCUAGAAUGAGCAUCACCACAGUGAGUUUGGGAGUGUUCAGCCGAAGUUGAUCUCCAGGUAACCUUGCAGA